Messenger RNA from Limulus polyphemus (Atlantic horseshoe crab), 868 nucleotides. RefSeq names its product ATP synthase subunit s, mitochondrial-like. NCBI's taxonomy places the organism in Eukaryota, Metazoa, Arthropoda, Merostomata, Xiphosura, Limulidae. The transcript is spliced from 5 exons. The coding region runs from base 168 to 758 and encodes 196 amino acids. The record is from RefSeq and is a predicted model, not a curated record.
UUCAUCGUUGAAUAGAAUAAGUGAUAUUGACCAGUUUAAAAAUAAUUGUAGUUUAACUUCUGAGAAUAAUUUUAUAUUUAUGUAGCUGAUUAAGUGAUUUUCACAUGUUGUAAUACUCCUGUGCCAAUGAAAAUAUUCGAACGGUAAAUAAAUAUACAUGUACAAUAAUGAUAUCCUUUUUCUUGAAACAACAAACAGGCUUUUAUUUGUAUCCAAACACUACCAGAUGUUUGUGGGGUUGGCUAAACAGCAUUUUCAAUAGGGUUGACCCUGCUAGAAUCAAGGAAGUUGGUCCAGACCGAGCUGCAGCAGAAUGGCUAAUACGUUGUGGAGCAGCUGUCAAAUGGAAAGACAUGGAAAAAUGGCAGACUGACUACAACACACUACCAGGCAGUGGUUUCCAUAGGUACAAGGUUGAAGUUAUUGAUGCAACAGACUCUGCUGUAAUGGACAUUGGUUUUCCUCACUUACGUGGCCUGGAACAUCUUCGUAAGAUGAAAUUCCACCGAUGCAGUUACUUGGACAACAAUGCACUAUUCAUGCUGGCUUAUGUUAAAAAUACCUUAGAUAACUUAGAAAUUGUGAGUUGUGGGAAUGUUAGUGAUGAGGGAGUGCUCUCACUACAGGCUUUACAGAAUCUACAAUAUCUCUACUUGUAUGAUCUGCCUGAAGUUCGUGACAGAGAAAAGUGUAUUCACACCUUAACUCAGUCAUUACCAAAGUGUUUGGUGGACUUUCCUCCUGUAAAAAAAGAUUAACUGAGUUUAGAGUUAAAUAUCUGUAUUUUACAAACUUAGAGCUGAUUUGUGUAUUUCUCAAAAACUGUAAAAUUGUUGUCAAAAUUACCAAUAAAGCUGUAAAACGUUUA